AGCGGCCCCGUGGCUUCCCCGGCCCCGUGCGCGCAAGCAUGGAGCUCGACGCCGCGCUGAUGCGCAGCGAGGAGGAGGAGGCGACGGACUCGGGCUCCGACUCCGAGGAGCUGGUCGCUCCGGGCCGGGCCCGCCGGGGAGGCCUGCAGGGAGACUUCGCUUCGGGGUUCGUCUUCGCGGAGAAGGAGUCCGUGAGGCCCGGUGGCGGCGGCACAUGGGCGGAGGCGCUGAGCCAGCUCAAGGGCAAGAGAUCCGCCACAAGCCUGGAUGAGAAGAUUGCAGCAGUGAGAAGGAAAAGGAAAGCUCAGGAGAAGCAGAUAAAACAAGGAACGUCGCAAAAGGAUGGCGAAGAGGCUACGCAGAAGGAUGAAAACCAGGCCAGUGGCGGUGAGGAGGAAGAGGAGGAUUUGGGAUCUGAAUACUCCUCAGCGGACGAGAGCAUCUUCACCAAAGCGGAUACGCUCAAAGUGAAGCCUCAACGGAAACGGAAGCAAGGUGAAGAGGAGGGCACCGAACAGUUUUUUGAGGAAGACGCUUCGCAGUACGAUGACAGCCUGUCGUUCCAAGACAUGAACCUUUCCCGGCCUUUGCUGAAGGCAAUCACAGCCCUGGGCUUCAAGCAGCCGACCCCUAUCCAGAAGGCCUGCAUCCCUGUGGGGCUGUUGGGGAAGGACCUCUGUGCUUGUGCCGCCACAGGGACAGGGAAGACGGCGGCCUUCGUCCUGCCUGUCCUGGAGCGCUUGAUCUACAAGCCUCGCCAAGCGCCUGUGACCCGCGUGUUGGUUCUGGUGCCAACCCGGGAGCUGGGCAUCCAGGUGCACGCCGUGACUAAGCAGCUGGCACAGUUCAGCAUCAUCACAGCCUGCCUGGCAGUGGGGGGCCUGGACCUCAAGACCCAGGAGGCAGCGCUCCGCUCGGGCCCCGACAUCCUCAUCGCCACUCCCGGCCGCCUCAUCGACCACCUGCACAAUUGUCCCUCCUUCCACCUGGGCAGCAUUGAGGUCCUAAUCCUUGACGAGGCCGACCGGAUGCUGGACGAGUACUUUGAGGAGCAGAUGAAGGAGAUCAUCCGGAUGUGCGCCCGGCAUCGCCAGACGAUGCUCUUUUCUGCCACCAUGACGGACGAGGUGAAGGACUUGGCUUCGGUCUCCCUGAAGAACCCCGUCCGGGUCUUUGUGAACAGCAACACGGACGUGGCCCCAUUCCUGCGUCAGGAGUUCAUCCGCAUCCGUCCCACGCGUGAGGGGGAUCGAGAGGCCAUCGUGGCAGCUCUGCUGACGCGGACUUUCCCGGACCACGUGAUGCUCUUCACCCAGACCAAGAAGCAGGCCCAUCGCUUGCACAUCCUGCUGGGCCUCCUGGGGCUGCGCGUGGGCGAGCUGCACGGCAACCUCUCGCAGGCCCAGCGCCUGGAGGGGCUCCGGCGCUUCAAAGACGAGCAGAUCGACAUUCUGGUGGCCACGGAUGUGGCCGCGCGAGGACUUGACAUUGAGGGCGUCAAAACGGUGAUCAACUUCACCAUGCCCAACACGGCCAAGCACUACGUCCACCGGGUGGGGCGCACGGCUCGGGCGGGGCGGGCUGGCCGCUCCGUGUCCCUGGUGGGCGAGGAAGAGCGCAAGAUGCUGAAAGAGAUCGUCAAGGCUGCCAGAGCGCCCGUCAAGGCCAGGGUCCUCCCCCAGGAUGUGAUCCUGCGCUUCCGGGAGAAGAUUGACAAGCUGGAGCCAGAUGUGUACGCCGUGCUGCGCCUGGAGCGGGAGGAACGGGAGCUGCAGCACUCUGAGGCCCAGAUCAGCACCGCCAGGCGGAAACUGGAGACUGGGGCUCAGGGAGCCGCCGAGGGCGCCACCCGCAGCUGGUUCCAGACCCAGGAGGAGAGGAAGAAGGAGAAGCUUGCCAAGGCCCUUCAGGAGUUUGACUUAGCACUGCGAGGCAAGAAGAAAAGGAAGAAGUUCUUGAAGGAGUCUCAAAAGAAGGCCCAGCUGACACCUGAGGAACGGUCACAGUUUGAGGUACUGAAGGCCCAGAUGUACGCGGAGCGCCUGGCCAAGAGAAAUCGCAGAGUUCAGCGAGCCCGGGCCAUGCCGGACGACGCUCCGCCCACUGGAGCUCGGGCAGGGCCCAGACAGCAACGCAAGAAGAAGUCGUCCGUGUUUGACGAGGAGCUCACCAACACAGACAGGAAGGCCUUGAAGCAGUAUCGUGCCGGGCCCUCCUUCGAGGACCGCCAGCGCCUGGGCCUUGCCACGAGGAGGAGAGGAGGCCCCUUCAAAGCCCACUCCAGGUACAAGAGGAAGUGAGGAGAACGGCUCCUGCCUGGCUGCCUCCCUCAUCACAGGCAGCCGUUGCGUCAGGGCCGCUGGGAGCAGGAUUCGCCCCAGAGGAACAAGCCAGGCUAGUCUGGUGGCAGCGGCGGCUCCUCUGUUGGGUAGGAAAGCAGGCAAGCAGGCGCGGCUGCCGGUGCUCCCUCCCUCCCUCCAUCCCUCCCUCUGGUCCAGGCCUCCCAUGUGGAUACCAUCACACCAGACAUCACCUUGGUUUCCCGAGUGUUGCAGCUGUGUCAGGCUUCUGAAUUUUCCAACCUUCCUCAUUUCUAAGGCUACUGUCUGCCCUGUUUGGCAAAGGGAAGAGAACAGCGCCGUUGCUCCGGAAGAACAUUUUCUUUGUCAUUCUACUUGUGGCACCCGACUGAUUGGUUAUAAAGCUCCAAAUAUUUUGUGUAAACUAAAUGCAGCUGAAUCAAA
Molecule: messenger RNA, 2744 nt
Organism: Elgaria multicarinata webbii
Lineage: Eukaryota; Metazoa; Chordata; Lepidosauria; Squamata; Anguidae
Gene: DDX27
Product: DEAD-box helicase 27
Exons: 21
Coding region: 39-2300 (753 amino acids)
Molecular function (GO): RNA helicase activity; nucleic acid binding; ATP binding
Source: RefSeq, a predicted model, not a curated record